AUGUCAAAUCCACUACUUGUUUAAUCCUGUUAAGAACAUUAGGAACCUAUUGUGGCUGUAGCAUUUAAUGAUCAAAACAAAAUGAAUCAAGUAUUAUGUCUUAAAUGUUGGCCAUCAAAUUAUAAUAAAAAGGUUGUAUUAGUUGGAGAUGUUUUAGAUAUCUCUAAAAAUAUUAAAGAGGAAUAUUAACAAUUUGAUUCAGAUAUUAAACUAAAUGUUCAAAAACUGUAUUAAUUAAUGUAAGAACUUGAAAAACUCAAAAUUUUUAUUAAACAAUCAAUAAACAAAUAAAUUACAGCUAUUAAUGAUUGGAUUCAAAGUAUAUCUGAUUAAGAACAAUAAACUAAAUCAUCACUUUCAAUUCUUAAUCUUGAUCUUAAUAAAUAAUUAUAAAAUGCUUAAUAAUUAACUGAGGAAUCAUAAAAAUAAAAAGAAAGAUGCAUCUAAUUUAUUUCAGAAUAAUUAUUGUUAUUGAAAGAAAAUGAACAUUUUAAUAAAUGUAUAGAAUUGUUUACUUUAAUUAAAGAAGAUAAAUUUGAUCCUCCAUAAAAUUCAAGUGUUUAAUUUUAAUCUUAAAUUGAUAAAUCUUAAAUACAAUAAAAUAAUUUAAUUUGUUAAUAACAUGAAAAUGAAAUUGUUAUGGUAGAUUUACAUUAAAAACCUAAAAUUCCCAAUAGAUUAGCAUGUGUAUAUUGUAUACAAAAUUAUCCAACACAAUAUACUGCUAUUAAAGUAGCUUAAAAAUUAUGGUAAAAAUAAGAAACCUUAAAAAUUUUAAAUUUACAUAAAUACUCAGAAUCAAUAGAUUAAAUAAAUUAAUCUUUUAAUACUAUAAAAACUAAUUAUAAUGAUGUAAUCAAAGAUAUUACAAGUUCAUUGUGUUAAAAUAAUUAAGAUAUUAAAUAAAAAGCACAAAAUUACUUAAACAAUCUGAAUAUUGAUUGGUUAGCAUUAAAAAAUGAUGAUGUUACAGAACUAGCAGGACAAAUAAGUUAGCCUGAUUAUCAUGAUAUUGAAAAAUCUAAAAUUUAUUAAGACUUUAUAAGUAUUAAUUAGGAAAUUAAUCACAAAAUUAAUGAAGCAUUUACUAAAAUGAAAUUAUCUUAAUCUUCAGGUAAAAAAUAAAUAAAAUAAUUAAUAAAUUAAGAAUACUUUGGAUAAAUAUAAACUUAAAAAAAAUAAUUAACCAAAAAUACUUAAAAAAAAGCAAAAUCUUAUAAAAAAUAUCAGAAUUAAACUAUAUAGAUUAAAGAUAUUAGUAAUCAUAUUCAAUAGUAAUAAGAAUAGAAUCCAUAAAUUAAUAAUUAAAAUUUAGAAAUUAAAAUUAAUAAAUAAAAAACUAUAGAAUUAAAUAAUACUUAAUAAAGUACAAAUGAAAAGAUGAACAUUAAUAUUUAAAAGUAAUCUGAAUUAAUAUAAUAAGUAGGUGAAACCUUGAAACAUAAAUAUAAUUAAGAUUAAACAAAUAAUGAGAAAAAGUUACAUUUUAAAUUAAAUUCUAAUCCAAUAGAUUAAAAGGAAGCUUGUCGAUCGUUUUCAUUUAAUUCAGAUUCUACAUUAUUGAUAGCAAGUUGUUAGAAAUAAAUAAAAUUAUUUUAAUUUAUUUAAGGAAACUUGAUCCUUUCAAGAAUAUUGGAUGGACAUCCAAGUUUAAUUGUAUAUUGUAUAUUUUUAAAAAAUCAGAAUAGAUUUGUAUCUGGAUGUGAGGAUGGUUCAAUGUUAAUUUGGUCAAAUACAGAAGAAGAAAAUGAAAAAGAAUGGGAAUGUGAAUAAAUAUUGAAUGGUCAUAAAGAUUAUCUUGGAUAAAUAAUAUAUAGUAAAAUUGACAAUAUGAUUAUUUCAUGUAGUAAUGAUCAUACUAUAAAAUUUUGGAAGAAAUCUUAGAAUUGGGAAUUACAUUAAACUUUAAUUGGUCAUAAUUAAUAUGUUUGUAGUAUAAGUUUAAAUGAAUCUGAAAAUAAAUUAAUAUCAGGAGCUUAUGAUGAUUAAAUUUUAGUAAGUGAACCAAAAGGAGAUGAUAAAAAAUGGAUCAUAAUAUAGGUGAUAAAAGUAGAAUGGGGAAGAAGAUUAUGUUUCAUUACAGAUAAUAUAUUUACAUUUUAACCUUGCAAAAAGAAUUUUAUGCAUAUAUAUUAAGAAAAGGACUCCAAAAAAGGUUUUUAUAAAUCGAAGGAAAUUUCUGUUUAAUUUAAAGGAUAAAAUUGUCUUUGGCUUUUUCCUCAAUAAUUUUCAAAGAAACAAGGUUUAUUAUUAAAUAAAAAUUGUCAUACAUUAAAUAUUAUAAGAUGGAAAGGGAAAAAUAAGUUUGUAACUGACUAAACAAUUAAUUUUGAAACUAAUGAAAUUUAUGGAUCAAUGUCAGAUGAUGGACUUUGGCUUAUAACAUGGGAUAAUUAAUCAAAAUAAAUAUAAAUUAGGAGUCUAUAAUGA
Molecule: messenger RNA, 2430 nt
Organism: Paramecium sonneborni
Lineage: Eukaryota; Ciliophora; Oligohymenophorea; Peniculida; Parameciidae
Source: the annotation of a GenBank genome assembly